UUUUAAGGCGAAAAAAAAUCUCAACGACUAGAACUAAUUUUCGCCUCAAACUAAGGAACGGUGAAAGAAAAGAAGAGGCCGAAUCAAAAUCGUCAGAGUCACUCACAGUAGUUGAGCUCUCCCUCCACGGCUCCACCCAUACUACUAGCUCAUUCGUACUAGUCUUCUCCGACGACCCUCUCCGGUGCUUGUUCCGUUACAGCUUCAAUGGUUCUAUAAUGACCAUAACUCGCUUCCAGCAGACUCAUUCGACUGAACGUGACGAACCCACCAACCCCACAACCAGUUCUGGCGGAGGGACUGCCAUGAGAGUUAUCGUUCCUCUUCAAGGCGUAGUUCAAGGUAGAGGAGGUCUUGUUCUUGGCUCGCUUAUACCUUGUGCUCUCUACUAUUUCUUGCAACUCUACCUCAAACAACGACGUCGUCCUGACCCACCUCCUCCUUCUUCGUCGUCGUCGUCUUCGGAGGGUCGGUUGUCUCCGGGGUCUUCUCCGUCGACGUCGUUGGGGCAAUUGGCCGAGUUUCCUUUCUUGCCACGGAACUUGUCUCGGUCCCUGCUCUCGCCCAGGGGGCAUGGAGGACCGGUUUACGUAUCGGGUCGAGCCAAUUCCAUUUCCAAAGGCGGUGAUUCGCCGUACUAUGUUGGGUUGAGGAAGGUCUCGGAGGAUCCGUAUGACGAGGUUGAUAAUCCGGGUGGUAUUAUUCAGCUUGGUUUGGCAGAAAACAAGUUAUCAUUGGACCUGGUUCGAGAUUGGCUUGUGGAGAACGCAAGGGAAGCUAUAUUGGGUCAUGGAGGAGGAAGUGUUUCUGAGAUGAGUAUUAGUAGGAUUGCAAGUUAUCAACCUUUUGAUGGGUUAAUAGAUUUGAAAGUGGCUGUGGCAGGUUUCAUGUCUCAAGUUAUGGGAAAUUCAGUUUCUUUCAACCCCUCCAAGAUAGUAUUGACAGCUGGUGCAUCCCCUGCAAUAGAAAUUCUAAGCUUUUGCUUAGCAGACAGCGGAAAUGCAUUUCUUGUUCCUACACCAUGUUACCCAGGUUUGGACAGAGAUGUAAAAUGGCGAACUGGAGUAGAUAUAAUACCUGUUCCAUGCCGUAGUACAGACAACUUCGGUCUAAGUAUAACUGCUUUGGAAUUAGCAUUCAACCAGGCAAAAAAACGCGGUAUAAAAGUUCGAGGGGUUAUAAUUUCAAAUCCUUCAAACCCUGUUGGCAAUCUUCUAAGCAGGGAAACACUUUACAGUCUGGUGGACUUUGCCAGAGAAAAGAACAUACAUAUAGUAUCAAAUGAAAUAUUUGCUGGUUCUACUUGUGGAAGUGCAGAGUUUAUAAGCAUGGCGGAAAUUGUUGAUUCAGAAGAUCUGGACCGUGACAGGGUUCAUGUAGUGUAUGGUCUAUCAAAAGAUCUCUCUCUUCCGGGUUUUAGAGUUGGUGUCAUCUACUCCUACAAUGAGAAUAUCUUGGCUGCUGUUAAGAAGUUGACAAGGUUCUCAUCCAUAUCGGCUCCAGCGCAGCACUUGCUUAUAUCUAUGCUUUCAGAUGCAAAAUUUGUUCAGAAGUUUGUUGAGAUCCACAGAGAGAGGCUGAGAAGAAUGUACCAUAAUUUUGUUGCAGGGUUGGAGCAAUUGGGUAUUGAAUGCACUAAGAGCAGUGCAGGUUUCUACUGUUGGGCUGAUAUGAGUAGGUUAAUCUCGUCAUACAGUGAGAAAGGCGAGCUCGAGCUCUGGGAAAGGCUGUUGAGUGUAGCUAAGGUCAAUGUAACUCCUGGAUCUUCUUGUCAUUGUAUUGAGCCUGGAUGGUUUCGUUUCUGUAUUACUACAUUGACUGAAGAAGAUAUUCCUCUUGUCAUGAAACGAAUUCGUAAAAUAUCUGGAGCCUGUAAAUCUCAUAGUUGAAAUUUUUUGUUGGUUCAUUGUGUA
Messenger RNA from Humulus lupulus (European hop), 1913 nucleotides. RefSeq names its product probable aminotransferase ACS10. NCBI's taxonomy places the organism in Eukaryota, Viridiplantae, Streptophyta, Magnoliopsida, Rosales, Cannabaceae. The transcript is spliced from 4 exons. The record is from RefSeq and is a predicted model, not a curated record. The coding region runs from base 219 to 1889 and encodes 556 amino acids. Gene Ontology annotation, molecular function: pyridoxal phosphate binding; aromatic-amino-acid:2-oxoglutarate transaminase activity; L-aspartate:2-oxoglutarate transaminase activity. Gene Ontology annotation, biological process: biosynthetic process; amino acid metabolic process.